This is a messenger RNA of Lolium rigidum, 1552 nucleotides long. RefSeq lists its product as uncharacterized. Gene Ontology annotation, molecular function: protein binding. Lineage: Eukaryota; Viridiplantae; Streptophyta; Magnoliopsida; Poales; Poaceae. The transcript is spliced from 3 exons. The record is from RefSeq and is a predicted model, not a curated record. Bases 1 to 1479 code for a protein of 492 amino acids.
AUGCAGAAAGACCAUAGCAAGCUCAGCGCAUUGCCUGAUGACAUUCUGGUCAACAUUCUUGACCGACUCGAUGUCCGCGACGUCGGAAGAACCAGCAUCCUCUCCAGGCGGUGGAGUCAGCUCGCCGCCAAGCUCUCUCGGCUUGUAAUAAAUGCCCAGGACUUUGCGCCUGAGGGUGUGUCAAGCGCCAACAUCUCUGGUGAUGACUUGGUUCGGAUGAAUGCAGCAGCUGUUGAAGCGACAAGGAGCAUACUGGCACGCAGAAAUCGAGGUGAACACACCAUACGCCUCCUUUCUACGGCGUUCUACUUGAGAGAUGAUGUCCCCAUAUCCAUUGGACGUGCUGUUGGCAAUGCCAUGGCGGCACACUUGGUUGAGAUGGCCAGAUUCAGUGUUAUGACGGAGAAGGUUGGCCUCAAUAACCUCGAUGGUGAUGAUUUGGUCAGCUACGGGAGAGAAUUCAUGCGGUUCUUUGAUGCCUGCCCAAUUGCAUUUGGUGGUGUCACUAGCCUCGACCUAGAGAAUUUGAGAUUUGGUCAAUCAGACAUAUCCAACGUCCUUGUCACUUGCAAGCGGUUGAAGCAUCUGCGUUUGUUCAACUGUGACUCAGGUGAUCCCAGCACGCUGCAAGUUGAACACUCGCAUCUCACGGAGCUCAGUAUCGUUGGUUGUCUUUUCCAACAAGUUAAGCUGAAUUGGCUCCCCCAACUAACACAAAUGGUCUUUGAUGGUUGGAUUGAUUUCCAAGAUCCACUGGUUCUUGGUCAUGUCCCGUUGCUUGAGGCUGUAAGCCUCACAAAUGUUGCCCGUAGUUUUCACAAUAUGGUCAAGUUAAGUGAGUUUCUUAGCAUUACCUCUAUACGAGAUCUGAAGCUGGGAUUUAAUUCCGAAAAGAUAUGGGUGCAGCCAGAAUGCCCAACUGCAAGUCUUGCAUCUGUGUUCCGCCAACUAAGGUUUUUGAAUCUGGUUAAUCUUCCUGAAGGGUAUGAUCUCACCUGGACAAUGUUUAUUCUUAAAGCUGCGCCCUUACUGAAGGAGCUAUACAUGACGGUAUGGGAUCAUGUGUGUGUAAUGGUAACGGAUGAGCAGCAGAGGAACGAAGAAUCGUAUAGCGAGAACAAGGGUGUAGAGUGGGACUCGGGUGCAUCUGAUUUCAAACACCACAGUUUGGCCACACUCGUCAUCUUUGGCUUUGAAUCUGCGGAUUACCUGGUGAGUUAUGUCAGACGUGUCAUGGCAGCUGCCGUGAAUCUUGAGGAUGUCUUCAUGUACAGUAGGUUGGAGUGCGACUACUGCCCAGACACGAAGCCUAUCAGGUUCCCCUGGACUAAAAGACAGAGGAUGUCACUGAAGAAGAGAUUCACAGUGGGAAUCGAGUCAUUUGCCAUAAUCCACUCCAGUGGGAAGUUAAGGGCUGAUCAUUUAGCAAAGAUUGUGUCUCCGGAUUGCUCGCUGCUUGAAGCAAAAAAGAAGUGGUAAUUUAGCUGUGAACUGUAUUUGAUGGUGUUCAAACUUGUCUGUAAUGACCGUAUUUUUGCAAUUUACUGGUACU